AUGGCUGGCGCGCAGCCUACCCCAGACCAGUUGUCUCAGGUCUGUGGCAUCACACAGGUGGAUGAAUCAAGUGCCAGAGUUCUGCUUCGGAAAAAUAACAACGAUCCCAAUGCCGCCGUCAACGCCUACUUUGAAGAUCCAGUGGGCUCCCUGCGAGAGGCUCCUCUUGCGAGUCAAUGGGACAAUUACACGGACAGCAUGCCAUCCUUUAACAUAGUCGCCGACGAUGCCAGCAUGGGCGCAGCCCCUCCCAUGUCUCGCCCGCCCUCCAGGGUCGACAACUCUAGACCGAGGAUCGAUUACUCAAACAAUCAUGCCGCAGCCAUGGCCAGCACCGGUUUGAGCCUUAGGGAACAAGAAGAACUGGAAGACCCCAACAUUCAACGUGCCAUCACCGAGUCUAUGCGGUCCACUCUACCGGCCCAGGAGAACGGUAUCACUGGUGCCGGUUCCCAUUUUGGGCCGGCGAAACGUGACUACUAUGAGCCGAACAACUGGGCGCUCACCACCUUUGCUUCCUCCCGAGAGAUCAUCGAUCAUCCUCCACCGACCAAGAGGCGUCGUUUGGACGACGAACCUGCUUUCCUCCGGGGCUCGAAAGAGACGGACUAUUUGGCUCCACUCCUCACCAUAUAUCACUCGAUCCCUCUGGCACGAGAGGCUCUACUGGCGCGAACACUCAAGGUCCAUACCUACGGUCACGAUGCAAGCUGGUGGGCGGGAUCCACUGACGAGAACACCAAGGCCUUAUCCAUGGACAACGAUAUCGAACUUGAUCGUGAAGACUGCAACCUCUUGACAGAGGUGCAGUGUUUGAUGGCCUUUCUGGACGCCACCAACCGUGCGUAUGGCAGUGUGGAUGCGUUGGCUGAUCUUCAAGCCAUUCGUAGCUCUCAUACCAGUGGUGAUUAUUAUGUCCGAUUCCUGACCGCCUGGGCGUCGGCUGCCGUUCGUCACGCACCUCAGUCCUCAGUCGCUGAAGUGUUCGUUUCCGUCGCGGCCAAGGAUUCUGCGGAACUCGUCGAACCCGAAUUGAAGCCUCUCAAGUGCGUCGAGGCGCCCGUGAACAGAGUCCCUGGUGAGACCUUGGUCGAUUUGCUCGAUUUGACCGUCUGGGACGAUGAACCCAACAACAUCGAUGAUGUGUGGUUCGAUCAAGUUGCCGAGGUGUUUACCGUCCGAAUCUUUGAUCCGGCCCAGGGCAAACACGGCCCUCUGGAGCUGAGCCUGGACCCUGUCUGGUACCCCGACCGAUAUAUGAUCGAGUGCAAAGAUGCCACCCAAGAAAUACGCAAACAGAGGCAAUUGCUUCUGAGAGAGAUCGCACAAUGCACCAACAUCCAGCAUCGAUGUGAGAUGCUCAAACUACCAGACAAUAGGGUCCUCAUGUUACGUGACGUCCUUGACGCUGCUGCUCAGGCAUCUGUGGAGGCGGUCGGAAACAGAUCAUCCACCACACGCCUCACAGAUGAUCAACUAGAGCAGCCCGAUAUUGAAGGAGUCGAGUUGGAGUUGCGUCGCAUCAUCGAUCGCAUCGAUCAGAAAAGACAGUUGCUCGAGGAUCGAAAGAGUGAUCUACGUGCGAAGAUGAAGGAAAUUGCACGGCAACUGACUCGCCCAACUGCAGAUAGCCCCAACCUCCCGCAUCACAAAUACACACUUCAAGGAGUGUCAACCAAGCCUAACGUCACCUACCUGCGCCGCCCCAACACUGAUUUGCUCCUGGAGGACGAUGAAGGAGGUUCCGACAGUUCCCAGGGGCAAUGGUGGAGGAUGGCCUGGGUUCAGGAUGAGGUUCAAGCCCAGCAACAGAGCCAGCAAGCGAAUGCUCCAACCAUGGGACCUCUUACUCAAGCCCAGGCCGUAGCAUCCACGAAGAACCUUGGCUUCACGGCAGGGUUGAGCUUUGACAAUCUGACCAAGUCCAAGGCGCCAGACCUGGAUGUCCCCAAACCGUAUACCAUUCAAAAGGUCACAGAGGAAGAAGUUCUGCUUGCGGUCAAGAAGGAGCACAGCUCGGUUCUACUGGUUUAUGCCAGCGAGGAUGCUCUUACCUAUGAAGGAGGCGAGUUGAGCAUGCCAUUGAGACAUUUUGUGGAUCGCGACAAUCGAGCAUUCGCGGAGGAAUUACAUGCCGGAAAUGAGCCAGAUCAGGACAUCUUGGAUGACCGAGAUAACGAGAUCGAAUUCGAAGAUGUGCCUUUGAUCGACCCCAAUGGAUCCAGCAGCUCGGCGCGAGAAUUGACACCAAUGUCGACGUCGAGCCCUGGCCGGGAUGAGGACGGGCAGGCGUCACCGAAGCGAUUGAGAGGAGAGAAUCUCUUGAACAUAUCCGACCAACUACCCUCGUACGAUGAAAGCACGGGGAAGCAGGAAAUGCAGGAGAAGAAAGGCAACAAGAUCGGUUUCCACGCGGAGCAGAUGCUUCAAAAGUACGGAGACGAGGCUGACGCCGAGUCGUCUGACGAGCAGUACGAAAAGGCCUACUUCAUGCACGUUGAGAAUGAUCAUUAG
Exophiala bonariae is the source of this 2514-nucleotide messenger RNA. RefSeq lists its product as uncharacterized. The transcript has 5 exons. Bases 1 to 2514 code for a protein of 837 amino acids. The record is from RefSeq and is a predicted model, not a curated record. NCBI's taxonomy places the organism in Eukaryota, Fungi, Ascomycota, Eurotiomycetes, Chaetothyriales, Herpotrichiellaceae. Gene Ontology annotation, cellular component: nucleus; cytosol. Gene Ontology annotation, biological process: protein deubiquitination.